Cutaneotrichosporon oleaginosum is the source of this 1383-nucleotide messenger RNA. The record is from RefSeq and is a predicted model, not a curated record. NCBI's taxonomy places the organism in Eukaryota, Fungi, Basidiomycota, Tremellomycetes, Trichosporonales, Trichosporonaceae.
AUGACUGAGCUGGAGAAAGUCGAGUAUCUUGCCGACGUAGCCGAGGACGGAGAGGUCAAAUUCCACAAGCUCAGCUGGCUGCAGCUCACCAUCGUCCUCAUCGUCACUGCCGUGGCGCUGGGCACUCUCUCAAUGCCGGUCGUGUUUGCGUCUCUCGGUAUGGUUGGCGGAAUUCUCAUCACGAUUUUCAUGGGAUUUGUGGCAAUCUAUACGUCCUAUGUCAUCGGCCAAGUUAAGCUCAAGUAUCCCCAGGUUUGCCACUACCCGGACAUCGGACCUCUUCUCCUUCCCGGAGCGGCCGGCGUCGCUCUCCGCAAGUUCCUGCAGGUCUGCUUUGUGGUAUUCCUGGUCCUUAUCGUCGGCAGUCACUGCCUAACUGGCCAAAUUGCCUUUAAGACCAUCUCCGACAAUGACACGCUCUGCAAGGUUGUUUGGAGUGUGGUGGCAAUGAUACUGCUGUUCGUCUGUGCUCUUCCGCCUUCGUUCUCCGAGAUGUCGGUCCUCGGCUACAUCGACUUUCUCUCCAUCAUGAGCGCCGUCUUCGUCACUCUCAUCGCCACAGGUAUCCAAGCACGUAAGAAAGACUGGGAGACUGGGUGGACUGCUGCUGCACCCGACAUCCCCUUCGCGUACGGCAUGCUCGCCGCCACAAAUGUGCUGUUUGCGUAUUCGUUUGCUCUAAACUACAGAUUCUCCUUCAUGGAAGAAAUGCACACGCCAAGUGACUUCCCGAAAUCCAUCUACACCUUGGGCGCGGUUCAAAUCACAAUCUACACUACAGUCGGGGCCCUCGGCUAUGCUUUCGUCGGACCCGAGGUCAAGUCCCCCUCUCUUCUCAGCGCGGGCCAUACUGUCUCCAGGGUGGCGUUUGGCGUCGCGCUGCCCGUCAUCUUCAUCUCAGGCUCAAUCUGUGCGGUUACAGCUGGUCGUUUCAUCAUGGACCACGCGUUCCAGCACAGUACCGUGCGCUACGUUAACACACCACGCGGCUGGAUGACCUGGAUCGGACUUAUUGCCGCUUGCUGCCUCAUCGCUUGGAUCGUCGCGCAGGUCAUUCCCGUGUUUUCCCCACUGUUGGGCAUCAUCUCCGCCCUCUUCAACUCGGCUUUCACACUUUACCUACCCGGAAUCAUGUGGUUCAAGUUGAUUCGGGAGGGCGGCUGCUUCUCGAGCGCCAAGAACAUCACGCUCACCAUAAUCAACAUCAUUGUCAUCAUAUUUGGUCUCGUGAUCUUUGGUGCUGGCACGUACGCUUCGGUGUUCGACAUGGCUCAGUCGUAUAAGGGCAAGAGCGUCGGCAAGCCGUUUGCCUGCAAGUAGCGGCUGUCGUACGGUUGUGAAGUCAGAAGAGAUGUCUCGUAAACAUAGUUCUGGUAAAGAAUG